AUGGAACACCCAGUGCGAAGUCGACAGGCCAGCCAGGAUGAAGGAUCGAGACUACUCGGGGAACCUGUCAAAAUCAGUUUCAGUGAGCGCAUCAAGCCCAAAGUGAGCUUAUGCCUGGGCACCACGGCCGCGCUAUCGUUUAUGGUGUUCCUGUUCCUGGUGCCGUUUGUCGUCGACCCGGCCGUCUCCAGGCUAAUCGCUCGGUACUCACCAGAGCCCGGCACGUGCGCACUGCACGAGCACAUUUUUGCCGCCGGCCUGAGCAAAUGCACGUGGUCCUCGUGCCGGGAGGGUUGCACUUCAGCGACCACGCGGUGCCAUCAGAUUACCGUAAAUUAUUCGUUAACGCCAUUCGAAGAAUACUACCAGGCAAGGACUGAUCGAAAAUUAUCAUUAUCUCUCUUUCUCUGUCAGUUAUGGAAUGUACGUCUCGCCGACACCUCUCCCCCCCCAUUAUGAAGUUGUCAUUUUUAUGACACUUUUAUUAUUUUGUAAAUAAUUAGUAUGGCCAAUCUCGGAAUCGCUGAAAUCGUUUCUCGGCUCGUCACCUCCCUCGUAUAUGCAUACACAUACAUAAAAUUAAAAAUUUAUCGACGCCAAUAUUUAUUAUAUAAUUGUAUGACCAAUUCCAAAAUCCCUACAAACCUCUCUUCCCAAUCGAAAUUCGGUUACAGGCUACAGCUACAGCGGUUACAGCUGUAUCAUUUUGCCAGCCCCUCUCUAAAUAGAAAUAGAUAUACGCAAAAUUAAACGAUAUCAAUAAUUAGUAUGCGAUUCGGUCCUCGACUUGCAAUGUGCAAAAUAAAUACUAUGUUUUUUUAAUUAAUAUAUUUGACCAUAAUCAAAGGCUACAUUGAAAUCAAUAAAUUUAUAACUGUACGAUUUUCGCUAUCCCAACAACUAAGUCAUUGAUGACCUAUUAUUUUAUAUCAAAAAUAAUAAAUAUCAAUCUCUACACAAUAUACAAUGAAUAUUUAACUAUACAGAUGUCCUACAGUAUUAUCCCUAUGCCAAUAACUCUGUCAAUAUUCGUUUUUUUUUUUCAAUCGGGUUAUGUGCUAGGGGGUCGAGAAAAAUUAAGUUUUUAUUUUCAUCCCUUAAUGACUGAAAAAAGUAACUUUUUAUUUUUCCAUAUUUUAAAUUUUCAAAUUAUCAAUUUCGUAAAAUAUAUUGUUCUAAAAAUGUUAAUGUACCAUGUAUUCAUAUCCGAUCAAUAAUUUCUUAGUUUAGUAGCUUUAAUGUAUGUAAAAUAGGCGUAAAAACAAUUAAUAUUCAAUAGAAUAUAUUUGAUUGAAAUUCCUUAUCGCGUAAUAUGUUAUUCUAUUGAAAAGAAAUUGUUUUCACCUCAAUUUUCUAGAAAUUGUUUCUAAGAAACUGGUGAUCGGAUAUGAAUGUAUUUUACAUUAAAACUAUUAGAAUAUUAUCGUAUACAAAAUGUUUAUUUUUAAAAUUUUGAAAAGUGAUAAAAAAAAAAAUUAUUUCUUUCAAAAAUUCAGGGAUGAAAAUACAAAUUUAAUUUUCUCUACAUAUGUGUCCUCCACGCAUAAAACCUGUUUGAAAAAAAAAUAUUGACAGAAUUAUUAGCAUAAGGGUAACACUCUGGGACAUUCUGUAUUUAGAUACCAUUAAAUCACUAUAAUUGUUAGUUGUGUUCAGUGAAAAUCAUAUUUUGUAAUAAUAAUAUAAAAUAAAAUUUCAUAACUUUAACUGGAUACCAAUAUGCUUAAAUUUGUAUUUUAACUAUUCACUGAUUGAAAAAAAACUUACUAUUAAUCCAUCACAACAUACUAAACAUAUAUAAUAAAGAAAAAAUUAUUCAUAUAGAAAAUAUUACAAAUAUUAAAUAUCUAAAUUUAUUAAUUAAUUUUUUUAUGUAUGUAUAUUUUAGUAUAUCCUUUUUUAGAUUCGGGGAGUCAUGAGGAAUAUAAUGGAAAAGUUUCAAUAAACAAAACAAUAAAAAAAAAAUGUUACUUAAAAUAUUAUCCUACUAAUCUAAUUCAGAAAUACAGUGAAUGCAUACAACAUUUAAACAAAUUCAAUAAAAACGUCUCAAAUGUUCGUUUAGUAUGAUGGUUUUAACCUAACCUGACUAAAGAUAAUCAAUUAAAUUAAAAUAUUUACAUACAGAUGUAUUCUAAUAAUUUUAAAAUAACAUUAUUUAUGUACGUAAUUAUAUGUAAACAUUGUAAACUCUCCAAAAAAAAUAAUGAUAAAUUGUUAAAACUUAGGUGAUUAGGUAAAGAAAUCCAGGAGUAUUAAAAAUCAAAUAUAAUAAUAAUUUACUUAUACGAAAUGCAUUAAAGUAGGUAUCUUUUGUAUUAUUUUUAUUUAUCAUACCUAUGUAAUUGAAUUUUUAAUUUCGAGAAAAUAAUUUAAAUGUGUUAUUACGAAAAAAAGAAUUUAUAACAAAAAUAGUUUGUAACAGACUUCUAACCGGAAAAAGGGGGGGAGUAGUUGAAAUUCCGGGAUUAGUCAUACAAAUACAUACUCAUGUACCUACUAAGUACUCCAAGAGUCGUUAAAUUUUUAAUUUUACAUAUAUUUACAUAUAGGGGCUCUCCAGCUUCUCCCAUUUAAGUCGGUUUUUUGUAAUAUAAAAUGAAACGCGAAUUCCGGGAUUGGUCAUAUAAAUACAUACUAAAUAUUGAAAUGAAAAAAAAUUACAAUUUACAAAUGGAUAAUGGUGGUGAAACAUGCGUCGUUAUGUACAAGGUCUACAAAAUAAAACUGUGUUAAAUACCUAUUGUACUAUUUGUGUAUGUAUUUUAAUUAUUUAAAGUACAACGAGAAAUAGAACAUUAGUGAAAAAUGUAAAAAAACAUCGUCCAUAUCCGUUACUUCAGCAUAAUUAGGUUUCCAACUACAUAUUAAUAUAAACGAAUAUUAUUAAUAGAAUAUGCUCCCGUAUUUAAGGUGUUGAAUAUAAGUAAUUUUUACGAAAUUUUUGGAUAAAGCCAACUUUAUCAUCUCAAAAGUAUUCACUUACUCUCAAACAUAUUUACAAAUAGUAUCGUGUCAUUAUCACAAGUAUUUAUUGUGUAAUCUUGAAAUUGAUAAAAAUGUUUACGAAAAAUCGUUUCAGACAAAUCUAUUUGAGCUAUGGACUUCGUUAAGAAACCAAAAUGAUUACCAAAAAAACAAACAGAACUCGCACUAUGCUUUGUUGGUUUUAAUUUUCCAAUAUCACGAAAUAAAUUAUCCUAGUUUAAAAACUUAAAAUCAUCAGAUUUUUAAAUAAUAAAAAUCAUUUUGUAUUUUGAAUAUCGAACAUUUUAACUAUACUAUACAUACAUACAUACAUACGAUAAAGUAAAAUUGGGUUCAACUGACAUUACAAUUAUUGUGUCAGGGUUAGAAACAGUCGAAGUGUACAAAAAUAGUGCGAAAAAUUACUUUGAAUCUGAAAAUAGUGAUCAAAUAUUAAAUGAUUUAAACAAUUUUAUAUGUAUAAAAAAAAAAUGUAGAUUUACUUGUGAAAUAUAAAAUAAAAUUGAGAUAAGAAUUAAUAGUUUUAGGUAAUGUAAAAUUAGCACUUUUGGUCACUGAUUACAAUUAUUGUUAUUAUGUUAAUAUAUGUUAUUAUGCAAUAUAUGCCUAAUAUAUAAACUUAAAAUAAAAUAAUUAUACAAAUAAAUUGUAAACUUUUUUAAAUAGUUCAUUAUUCUAAUCAAUCUUUUAGUUUUGCUCACUGAAUACGAAUUAUUUUAACCAAUAUUACUAUGAGACAUGAUAAAAAUUGUCUAAAACUACGGAGAUCAUUCUAUAACAUUAUAACUAAUAUUGAAUUCGUUUUGUUUAUUUAUUAAAUCAUUUUAAGUAACAUUUAGACAACUUAAAUAGUAUAAAAUCAUUAAAAAAUCGUUUUGUUUGUGUAUAUUAUUUUGAACAUAUUAUAUUAAUAAAAUAAAAUUACAAAACAUAAAUUUUUUUGUGUGAAUUAAAACAUAUGCAUGCAUGUCAUCAUGAAAUAAUUUUAAACAAAUUUUCAAAAAUUGCUUUAGGUUCUUUAAUAUACAAAUAGUGGCAUUAGUGACUACGCUAAAAAUAAGUGACUGUUAGUUAAAAAAAUGUCUUGUUUCUAACCCUGUUAUUUAUAUUUUCUAUACAAUAUCUAAUACCUAGUGUAUCUCACGAUCAGCUGAUAAGUAGGCAAAGCGGAUAGAGGGUGUAGGCGUUAGGUUAAUGCUCGUAAUUAGGUAAAUCAAAUUUCAACAGAACAAUAUAGGGUUAAUUUAAUUCCAUUAUAAUACAUAAAAUAAGGUCUCUUACGAUAAUGAUAUUCAAGGUGUCGAAAUCCAAAAUUAGUUUUUUUAUAUUUAACAACAUCAAUCAAACGUUAUUUUGAAUAGAACUUUGAGAUUAUAAUAAUACCAUUUUAAAAUGGCCAAUAUACCCAUUUUGUAUUUCAAAUGAAAAUCUACGUGCAAAUGUGUGUUCAAUGUCUUACACACAUUUUCACGGUUAAAACCACUGCAUAUUUGUUCUAUGUGUUGAACCUCUCAACCAGCCCAUUAUAUAAAAAAAAACACUGUCGUUUUAAUAAUAUUAUCGCCUUGUAAAUUUUUGCGCAGAAUAAAAUGCAUCCCAAGUCGUUGAAAUGGGCGGGUACGGUUGUCCGAUUCUUGGUGAAUACCGAAGGCUGCGGUUACCCGCCUUACGUAAACUGCACCGUGUUCGCCCUGAAAUACGGUCACAUGGAAUUCGUAGACUUCAGCAUUUUUGAAAACAUCAACCAGUCCGAGACAAGAGCGCUAUACCGACACUACUCAGGUAACAACACAGACGCCAUGGACACCAUGGACGCCAUGAAUUCCAUGGACCCCAUGGACGCCAUGGACGCUGCCAUAUCAUUAUCGUUUUCUACCAAAAUAACAGACUCGGAGAUGCCAACCAUAAAACCGACAAACAACCUGCAGAUGAACACCAUUUCGAAUAAUCAGGAACUGCAGCUGAAGGGAGUACGGCAAAAGUCCGACAAAAUGGGGUACCAUGUAUUCCCGUGCUACUACAGCCGUGCGUACCCGGACAGAGUGGUGGCCGAAUACAACUGGUACCACACUAUCAAAAUGCUGGUGGCCGCCGUGGUGAUACCUUGGACUCUUUUCUUCGUGUCGUGCGCCAUUCUAUGUUACUGGUACUGUCCAGCAUUGAAAAAGGAGUUUAUGAUCGGUAAGAAGAAAACGGCAGCGAACAAAAUAGACAAAAACUCGCAUUCAGUGAACAGGUAUGUUUAGCGCAGUGGCGCCCACACCCCUUACCAAGUAGUGCAAGUGCUCAGGGGUAGUGGAUACUGGGUAGGAAUUGUUAGUUGACGUGUACAAAUUACAAAUUAUAGUCUCAAUUCAUAUUAAAUUAAUCCAAUUUAUAAGUUUAUUAGCUAUUUGUUAACCUGUUAUUUUGUGAGUGGGGGGGGGUGGUCAUUAUCUACUGCACGGGUUAGCAGGAAAUGUUUGGACGCCACUGGUUUAGCACGUGACGAAAGAAAACGGCGGAACCAUAUGCCGUAUACGCAUAUGUAAGGAUAUUAGGAAUGCGCGAUUCAAAAUGUAUUAAAAUGCCAAUUUAAAAGUUUAGGUUUGUUUGGAAGAUACAAAAUUGCGCGCGAUCGAAUCAAGUAUACAUUUUCAUUUUAAUCUAUGGUCUACAGAUACGAACUUUCGUCACCUUUGACAAACAACUCAGAUAAAAUAUAAUAGUAUAAUAACGCACCGGCGACCUGCCUAAUAAUAAAUAAUACUCGAUACAUUUUAGAUAGUAAUUAAUAAACAAAUAAUUUAUACUUCUUAACAUAUUUAUGUCCAAUAAUAACUCAUUUUAAAUAAUCUCUUCUAUUAAAAUAAAUUAUUUCUAUGUAAAACGACCAAUUUGUAUACUUUUUUCUCUAUGUAUUCCUUCAUUUAUUUUUUCAUAUUCAGUCGCGUUUUAAUUUUUGACUGUGAUUUUACCUAACGAUGAAUUUUUAAUUCGAAACCGGUCGCACAAUAUCACCUAUUAUAAUACUCCAGGUGAAACAUUUAUUUAUUUAUUUAUUUAUGUAUUAACUUAUUUAUUUAUAUAUUUAAUUAAUACUCAUUAUUAAGGAAACAAAUAUUUCGAUUUACAACAAUAUUAUGUGAUUUGACAGAUAUUACAAUAUGUAUAAUAAACCUAACAAAAACGCAUUCCUAUAACCAACUCAAGUGUGUCUGAAACUUAUAUGAAAGUUUUUUAUACUGUUCCAUACACAUAUUACUAUUAAAUUUGUAUAUCAACUACACAAUUCAUUCAACAAUUACAAUAAAUCAUUUGUAGACAAUCAUUAAGAUGAAUUUCGCAGCGCAUAUUAUUAUUUAUACAACUUGAAAUAAGCAAAUACGUUAUAUGUAUUAUAUAUGUGUAUUAGAAUUUCGUAAUAACAUUUUUGAAAGCAUUCCAAACUCGAAAAUUUACUAUACUAUACAAUUUUACCCCGAAUAUAUUCAACUUGAAAAUUUAAUUUAUUAGAGAAUAGAAAAGUUUUUAAAGUCAUCCAUUGGUUUUAUUUGAACGAUUAACAAAACGUCGGUUAGUUUAAAAUAAUUCAUAGUUUUUGUAAAGCAUAACUUUUGCAAAUGAAAAUUACGUAGUAUAAUUUAAUUGUACAUAGUAAUAUCUCAAAACUCAUAAAUGUUUAGACUAUAUUUUUGUUUGAAGAAUAACAAACAAUUUAUUUUGUGUUUGUAGUCUAAAAAGAUAAAUAUUAAUUGUAAUUUAUUAAAUACAUUUCAAUAAAUACUUAUACACGAUUUUAUCUUAAUUUACAGGAGAUUAUCCGAACAGCCAUUUAGCACAGACGAAGACGAUGGUGGAUAUUAG
Messenger RNA from Cinara cedri, 6834 nucleotides. The record is from the annotation of a GenBank genome assembly. NCBI's taxonomy places the organism in Eukaryota, Metazoa, Arthropoda, Insecta, Hemiptera, Aphididae.